Molecule: messenger RNA, 735 nt
Organism: Closterium sp. NIES-65
Lineage: Eukaryota; Viridiplantae; Streptophyta; Zygnematophyceae; Desmidiales; Closteriaceae
Source: the annotation of a GenBank genome assembly
AUGACGUUCUAUCCAAGCUCAGACGACAAGACAUAUGGCGUUUGUGCAGUGAUUGACAGACUGCCUCAUAGAUUCGCGUGCCUUGCGCUUGCGGCGGACAAGUCCCGCCGUGCUGACCUUAACAAGACGCUGAGCGAGUGGAAGACAAGGGCAGCUGGACGGGUCAGGGACAUUGUGCUCCCUACGCUUGGAUUCUUCCGUGAUGAGCGCGACGAGGCAAGCCCGUGGGCAAGGGACAACGCACGGACGCUGGAGCAGAUUCGGGAGCGCAUUGGGCUUGGUGCGGAAGAGAGCGAUCUGGUGCUGAGCAACUGGUCAAACGACUGCGAGGGGAUGCCAUUUGCGUCUGCCGCCUUUGCAGCGUGCGCAAAGGCAGCCUUCAUUCCGAGGAAGCCUACAAUGCCGCUCACUUUGAAGGUGUACCACUUUGGGUGGCUGGAGCACGUGCUGUCCGACAGCAUUAUGUAUUGGGAGCAGAGGAUGGGCCGCGUCUCUAACUCGGCCGGGGGGAACGGCCACGUCGUGAACGGGCUCAAGGUGCUUGUGAAGGGCUCUGUGUCACAGGCCAUCAGUCACUUCAAUCCCGAGUACGACGACGAGAAGGAGGAAUGGAUUUGGGGACGCCAUGGUCUCCGCCUUUCUGCCUGUGGUCUGGAGAACAUGAAGCCUAAUGCUGGCGCUAGGGGCGGAGAAGGCGCCGGGAAGGAUGUGCAGUCGGUGUCAGUCGGGGACUAG